Messenger RNA from Helianthus annuus (common sunflower), 1496 nucleotides. RefSeq names its product NAC domain-containing protein 43. Lineage: Eukaryota; Viridiplantae; Streptophyta; Magnoliopsida; Asterales; Asteraceae. Bases 121 to 1290 code for a protein of 389 amino acids. Gene Ontology annotation, molecular function: DNA binding. The record is from RefSeq and is a predicted model, not a curated record. Gene Ontology annotation, biological process: regulation of DNA-templated transcription. The transcript is spliced from 3 exons.
GUUGUAGUAUUUCAUACACAUUAUUGAUUCAUCUCUACGCAUUUAAGCAUUCAUAUAAAUUAUCAUCUUGUCCUUCUUGCUUUUCUGUUAUCAUUCUCUCUUUCUUGCUUUUGUGUUGAUAUGUCUAAAGAAGAAGUGAAUUUGUCUGUGAAUGUAAAUGGUCAGUCUAAAGUGCCUCCAGGGUUUCGGUUCCACCCUACCGAAGAAGAGCUUCUUCAUUACUACUUAAGGAAGAAAGUCGCGUAUGAAAAGAUCGAUCUUGAUGUUAUUCGUGAUAUUGAUCUUAACAAGCUCGAACCAUGGGAUAUCAAAGAAAAGUGCAGAAUUGGAUCAACCCCGCAAAACGAUUGGUAUUUUUUUAGCCACAAAGACAAGAAAUACCCGACUGGAACGCGUACAAAUCGUGCAACUGCUGCAGGUUUUUGGAAAGCCACCGGUCGAGAUAAGGUCAUUUAUAGUAGCAUGAGAAGAAUCGGUAUGAGGAAGACACUCGUGUUCUAUAAAGGAAGAGCACCUCAUGGACAAAAGUCGGAUUGGAUUAUGCACGAAUAUAGACUCGAUGACAACACGAUUAUCUCCCAGGAUUAUGCCUCAGGUUCUAAUUUAUGUGAUUCCACUCAAGAAGACGGGUGGGUCGUAUGUCGCGUUUUUAAAAAGAAAAACUACCAUAAAGCGGUUGAGAGUCCCCAAAGGUCAUCAUCAGCACCUUCCAUUGAUUCAACAGCUCAAAUGCAAUCUUUAAAGAAAGAUGGAACUCAACUUCUUGCAUACAUCAAUGGUACUAAAUCCUGCAAGCAAGAAACCGAAUCACUCGCCAAUAUAGCAACCACCCAUGACUAUGACCCUUUGCAACAAUUCAUCAACCCGAUAAGCGACAGAUUCCUACACCUCCCAAGGCUCCACAACACUUCAAGUGACUUGAUCACGUCAGCCACCUUUGAUCAAGAUUCAAUCUUUCCGGCCCAUAACACCAUGACCCAUUUGCUAACGGAAGUUGAACACUCUAGGAAUCAUGAACAUCUUGAGAACUGGUCAGAUGUGGAUCGACUCGUGGCCUCCCAACUCAAUGGCCAACCGCGAUCAUCCAGGCAGAUGUACGGUUGCUACGACGAACCCAAUGAAGACAUAUGCUUCCCACUUCACCAUGAUGAUCAGCAAGAACCACCACAACCAUCAUCCAUGGCUAAACCCAACCAAGCAGCCUAUACAAGCGAGAUAGAUAUAUGGAGCUUUGCACAAUCUUCAUCACAAUCAUCAUCACCGGAUCCAUUUUACCAUUUGUCGGUAUAGUUCACAUAAGUAAUAUACUUUUUACUUUAUGGAAAAUACAGAUGGAAUAAACUGUUAUAUAUACUUGGAUGUAUAUAUAUAUUAGCUGGGUGGGUUAUGGAUCUUGAUGUGAAGUGAAAGGUCAUGACUUAUGAAUGUAUUGUGUUUGAUGGAAACAUUGUAGCAAAAGACAUUCUUUAUCCUUAUCGUAAACCUACAAGAACAUG